AUGCUGCAACCUGGCGCAAAUAUCUCUGGGUUUGGCACCCAACGAGGACAAUUCCAGUGUCCACUGCCUGUCGAUAUAGCAUCCGGCCUAGCAACAACGAAAGCCCUUGCACUAUGGAAUCAACUCAUCGUAUUCUUACUGACAGCCGUUCUUGCAUACACAAUCUGUCUGGUAUUCUACCGCAUGUACCUAAGCCCACUGGCCGCGUUCCCGGGCCCGUUUCUCGCCAAGACUACGCAUUGGUACGAGUUUUACCACAACUUCAUCCGGACCGGCAAGUAUUUUGAGAAGAUUAAAGACAUGCACGAGAAAUACGGUCCGGUGGUUCGUGUCACGCCCGAGGAAAUCCAUGUCAUGGAUCCGACCAUGUACAGCAAGAUCUUCGUCACCGGCGCCGUGAGGAAGACCGAUGCAUACCUAAGAUUCAGCAACGGCACCGGCUUUGAGGACAUGACAGCAAUAUCAACCGGCCACGAUGCCCACCGACGCCUCAGGGCUCCGCUUGACAGACUGUUCGCCCGUGCAAGCAUCAUGCGCAUCGAGCCCCGCGUCGCUGCGCGUUCCCAGAGACUGUGCGAUAGGCUCAAUACAUACAAGGGCACCGGGGAAGUGGUGAACCUGACCAAUGCGCUGAGCUCGCUCACGACUGAUAUUAUCUCGUCCAUUAUAUUCGAGGAGCCCUCCGAUUACCUCGGAGACCCUGAUUUCAACGAAGAGUGGUACCACACCCUCAAGAUGGGCACCAUGAGCAUCCCGCUUUUCAAGCACAUGCCGUGGAUGGUAGGCGUUGUCGCAAGGCCCCUUCUGCGGCGCCUGGUCACCUACAUAACAGACUGGACGAUAUGGGACGAGAAGGCGCGCAGGCAGGUCAUGUUGAUUCGCAAGCGCCCCUCCGACGAAUCGAAGACGCGCGAUGAGACCACCGUCCUCGACCACCUCGUGCACAGCGAUCUCGUUGAGAAGGAGCUCGGUGGCAACGGCGGCUUCGCCCGCCUAGCUCAACUUGUUCAGCAAGCAGGUGCACAUAACGUCUCGCACACGCUCGGAACCAUCAUGACGCAUUUGCUCCUUGAACCCGAGAAGGCUAAGCCACUUCGGAAUGAGCUGGAGGGGCUCUGGUCUCGGGCCCGUCAGGACGGUGACUUGGAUGGGCCUUCCUGGAUUGACCUGGAGAAGUUACCGUACUUGAGUGCCGUCAUCGCCGAAGGACUUAGGAUGGCCAUCGGUGGCAUGAAUAGGACGCCGCGCGUGUUUCCAGAAGAUGACAUCGAAUGCUGUGGUUGGACCAUACCGAAAGGGACCGCCAUCUCCAUGUCGACCUGCUGGAUGCACAACGACGAGCAGAUAUUCCCCGAGCCGAAUUGCUUUGAGCCCAAACGCUGGCUUGAGGCAGAUUCCGAGACCAUGAAAGCCAUGAAGAUGCACUUUGUACCAUUCGCAACCGGAAGUCGUCAGUGCGUAGGCCAAAAGUAA
Diaporthe citri is the source of this 1473-nucleotide messenger RNA. RefSeq lists its product as uncharacterized. The record is from RefSeq and is a predicted model, not a curated record. The transcript has 6 exons. Gene Ontology annotation, molecular function: heme binding; iron ion binding; oxidoreductase activity, acting on paired donors, with incorporation or reduction of molecular oxygen. NCBI's taxonomy places the organism in Eukaryota, Fungi, Ascomycota, Sordariomycetes, Diaporthales, Diaporthaceae. Bases 1 to 1473 code for a protein of 490 amino acids.